UUUAAAAAUCAACAAUAACUAACAACAGAGAAAAAACAAAAUAUUGUUUACCCAUAAAAAUUGUUGCCCCUCGGCCCCCAAGCCGCCCCCUCGCGCUGACCCGUACGUUUUAAAGCCGCGUUGUGAUGCAAGAUCAAAAAACCCAGAAAAUAUUUCGGAUGCAACCAAUAUUGUGCCCUUGGAUUACCUCCCAGCCUUAUCACUCAUCGCUCUGGAGUAAAAAUAGAUCUUCAAACCCGAGUGAUCCGUCGUUAGCGAAUCGUUUUUUAAAUAAUCCUUGGAUCAACAGACAGAUGCCUCUUGGAAUGCCGCGAUCGCAGGAUAAACCGUUGCCCUCGAUUCAGCAGUCGUCUAGCCAAUUCUUCUAUUUUCUUCGGUUAAUGCAACUUUUUCCUGACACCCACCCUGCCACACUGCACACGGUUUUAGUGUUAUGCAAAAACGAUUUCUUUUGCGCUGUGGAUAAGAUGUUGUAUGCGAAGAGGUGUAAGCUGUUGUGUUAUAAGAAGAAUAUACUUCAGAAGAGUCAACGCGGAAGUAGGAGUUAUGCCGGGAAUGACACUGUAGGAAUGAGGGCAAAUAACAAAAGCGAAUUUCCUAAACAAACGAAUUUUGUGAAUAAAGCGUCGUCGAGUGUCAGCAAUGCAGAGAAGAAACGUGAAGAUUCGACUUUCGGAGUCAGCUUGCAUCAAGGCGCUUCAAACGAGUCCCUCGUGAUUACUUCGUUCGUAGAAAAACCCGAGGACUUAACAACCGUUAAGAAAUCCGAAGAUACGUUAAAAGUUACUCAGUGA
Messenger RNA from Zophobas morio, 794 nucleotides. RefSeq lists its product as uncharacterized. NCBI's taxonomy places the organism in Eukaryota, Metazoa, Arthropoda, Insecta, Coleoptera, Tenebrionidae. The record is from RefSeq and is a predicted model, not a curated record. The transcript has 3 exons. The coding region runs from base 126 to 794 and encodes 222 amino acids.